AUUGCAUUCGAUAAUAAAGUGAUAUUUAAUCUAAAAAGUGCAUAUUAUCUCUAUACAGUGAAAUUACCACAAUAUAUGUGUUUAGUUUUAAGUCAGUGCUAUUAUUCUGGCUGAGAAAAGCAAAAAACGUGUGUAAGCACAACUUUGAAAAUGUCCCGCCUACAAGCGCCAGAGAAUGGAAGCACCUCUAAUGCUGAGUCUAUGGACCGUGAAAAUAUUAUUAUGACAGAAACGAAAAAAGGGGGACAUCGUGAACCGCACAAACGUAAAAUUUUGAAUUCGGUUAAUACUAAUUCUGAAUUGAAUACCAUUAUCGUGAAUAAUGCAAACUUAACUAAAACUAGUUCUCCCAUAUUGGUUUCUGAAGUAGAGAGCAUAGUAAAAGGUGAGUGUGGUGUCGAAGAGGAUCAAGAUAAAAAUAAAGAAGAGCAAAAUGAAUCACAAGUGGAUACCAGUGCUGAAGAAAAAUUCAUUCAAAUAAACGAUGUUACCAAUUGUUCAGUUAAUGUAAACGUCACACUGAAUGACAAGCAAUCAAUGGAAAAUUUAGAAGAAAGUAGUAAUGUUUCAAUUUAUACAAGUGAUCUAGAUCCAGAUUUGCCAGAGGGCAACCACACAAAAAAUGAGAAACUUCAAGUUCCGGUGAAUAAAACACCUGAACCUGUAGAGGAGAAAUCUGUUGAAAUUAGUACAACUCUUGACACUGAAGAGAUAUUAGAAACAAAACAAAAUCCUCAAAUGCCUAGCAAAGCUUCGGAAAAGAACGAUUUUAAAUCUUCAAAUGUACCAGACGUCACACCGACAACAACAGCAACUCCGGUUUUGGCGUCUCCAGUUUCGGCAGCAACACCAAAAGUUCGAAAUAAACCUGGAGACAAGAAAGAUAAAACUGAAACUAAUGUCCCUUCGACUGAUGUAAAGAAUGUAAAACGUUCCGCUAAAACAGGAUAUAGUGAAAAUAACAGAAGUGAAGUGAAACCUUAUGAUUUGGUAUUAAAAAAAUCAUUCAAUGUGGCACAAAUUAUAUUUAGUACCCAUAAGGCAAGACAACCCCAUACAUUUACGAGAAAGAUGAUGACUAAGUUGGUAGAAAUAUUAAAAGGGCUAAUUGUGGAUAAAAAGUGCAAUUGUGUAUUGAUACUUUCAGACGGUCCGAAUUUUUGCCAUGGAGUAGAUUUCACUGCCCUGACACAUCGUGUUAUAGAAAGACGCCGUCAAGUGGCGCAUAAUUUAGCGAAAGCAACAAAAGAUUAUUUAUAUACGUUACUCACAUUUCCGAAACCUAUUAUUGCCGGUGUUCGUGGUUCUAAUGUUGGUUUGGGUGUGACACAACUGUCACUUUUUGAUGUCGUUAUUGGCACUACUAAAGCUACUUAUGAAGCUCCAUAUGCUAAAAUCGGACAGUUACCUGAAGGUUAUUGCAUUUGGAAUAACUUACCCAAAAUCAGGGCAAACUUUAGAAUGAAAUUGUUCUUUAAUUGUGAUAAACUACAUUCUGCUGAGGCUCUUUUAUCGGGUUUGGUUAGUAAAUUUUCAUCCACAAAUGAUCUGAAUGAAGUUGCUUUAGAACAAGCUAAGAAAAUAGCUGCAUUCUCACCAGAGAUGUCUACGGCAAUGAAGAGGACAGUAGUUCUUAAUAAUUUAAAAGCUGUUGGGACGCAAUUGGACGCAGAAUUUGAAACGAUCAUUGACCAAUGGUGCUCAGACAAAUGCUUUGAAAGCUUUAGGAAAUAUAUAGAAACGGGUCAUUUCUGAUUAAAUCACUUUUUCGCAUAUAUAUACUUAAUUUUAAAUAUAUCAUACUUAAUUUUAAAGCUAAAUUGCUAUAUCAAAGUAAAUUGCAAAGGGUCUCAUAAAAGAUCUCAUAAAAUUUACAAUUAAUACAUUUUUGAGUUAACA
This is a messenger RNA of Teleopsis dalmanni, 1899 nucleotides long. RefSeq names its product testis-specific chromodomain protein Y 1-like. Bases 151 to 1755 code for a protein of 534 amino acids. NCBI's taxonomy places the organism in Eukaryota, Metazoa, Arthropoda, Insecta, Diptera, Diopsidae. The record is from RefSeq and is a predicted model, not a curated record. The transcript is spliced from 7 exons.